AUGUCACAAGAAGACGAUUUAUGCAUUUUUUGUUCAAUCUUCAAUGUGAAUACUAUUUUUGGAUUUAUUUAUGCGACUAUUUUAAUAAUUGGUGUUUGUGGAAAUUUAUUUGUGGCAACAAUGAUAUUAAUUGAUCGGAAAAUGUUUGGCUCAUCAAUAAAUCUUUUUAUUCUAAGUCUGUCAUUUGCUGAUAUGGGCAAUCUUUUGGCUUGUUGUCCAGAUAUAGCGAUGUUUCUUAAUGGUGCUGGUUGGCUUUUACCUGAUAUUUUUUGUCCAACGCUAAGAUUUCUCGAAGAAUAUUUCCUAUAUGCUUCGGUUUUAAUGCAGAUUGGUCAAAUGUUGGAUCUUUAUAUUCUAAAUUCGUCUAAUAAUGCAAAGAGUGAUUGGGAUUACUGCAUUAGGUAUAAGAACAAAGCUUUUUUAAGUCUAACCGCAUAUCUGAAAAUGGAAGAUACAGAGCUAUCGUUGAUUAUGGGUGGAACUGUGAAUUUCUAA
Messenger RNA from Dracunculus medinensis (Guinea worm), 495 nucleotides. The record is from the annotation of a GenBank genome assembly. Lineage: Eukaryota; Metazoa; Nematoda; Chromadorea; Rhabditida; Dracunculidae.